This is a messenger RNA of Tinamus guttatus (white-throated tinamou), 11916 nucleotides long. Lineage: Eukaryota; Metazoa; Chordata; Aves; Tinamiformes; Tinamidae. The record is from RefSeq and is a predicted model, not a curated record.
GGGCCCACCGUGGUGGACCAGACCACGCUCAUGAAGAAGUACCUGCAGUUUGUGGCCGCGCUCACGGACGUCAACACGCCCGAUGAAACCAAGUUGAAAAUGAUGCAAGAAGUCAGUGAGAACUUUGAGAAUGUGACAUCAUCGCCACAGUAUUCUACCUUCCUGGAACACAUCAUCCCUAGAUUUCUCACAUUUUUGCAGGAUGGAGAAGUCCAGUUCCUGCAGGAAAAGCCAGCUCAGCAACUCCGAAAGUUAGUGCUUGAAAUAAUUCACAGAAUACCAACAAAUGAACAUCUUCGUCUUCAUACCAAAAACAUUCUGUCUGUGAUGUUUAGAUUUCUGGAGACAGAGAAUGAAGAAAAUGUACUGAUUUGCUUAAGAAUAAUUAUUGAAUUGCACAAACAGUUCCGACCAGCAAUCACUCAGGAAAUUCAUCAUUUUUUGGAUUUUGUGAAGCAGAUUUACAAAGAACUUCCUAAAGUAGUGAAUCGUUAUUUUGAGAAUCCUCAGAUGAUUCCAGAAAACACUGUUCCUACUCCUGAAAUGGUUGGCAUGAUUACAACAAUUGUGGUGAAAGUAAACCCUGAGCGAGAAGAUAGCGAAACAAGAACACAUUCUAUAAUUCCCAGAGGAUCUUUAUCCCUAAAGGUCUUGGCUGAGCUACCUAUUAUUGUUGUUCUUAUGUAUCAGCUCUACAAACUGAACAUUCACAAUGUAGUAGCUGAAUUUGUGCCCUUGAUUAUGAACACUAUUAUAAUACAAGUUUCUGCUCAAGCAAGGCAACAUAAACUUUAUAACAAGGAACUCUAUGCUGAUUUUAUUGCUGCUCAAAUUAAAACGUUGUCCUUCUUGGCAUACAUCAUAAGAAUUUACCAAGAGUUAGUGGCUAAAUAUUCUCAGCAGAUGGUGAAAGGAAUGUUGCAGCUCCUGUCCAACUGUCCCGCCGAAACCGCACACCUCCGCAAAGAGCUGCUCAUCGCAGCGAAGCACAUCCUGACCACGGACCUGCGGAGCCAAUUUAUUCCCUGCAUGGACAAGCUCUUUGAUGAAUCUAUACUGAUUGGCUCUGGAUACACUGCCCGAGAGACCCUGAGACCACUUGCAUACAGCACACUGGCAGACCUGGUGCACCAUGUCCGUCAGCAUUUGCCUCUCAACGAUCUCUCCCUUGCUGUCCAGUUAUUUGCCAAGAACAUUGAUGAUGAGUCCUUGCCUAGCAGUAUCCAGACCAUGUCUUGCAAACUGCUGCUGAAUUUGGUAGACUGUAUUCGGUCUAAAAGUGAACAGGAAAAUGGAAAUGGUAGAGAUAUUCUUAUGAGAAUGCUGGAGGUUUUUGUUCUGAAAUUCCACACUAUUGCACGCUACCAGCUUUCUGUCAUUUUUAAAAAAUGCAAGUUGCAGUCUGAACUCGGGGCCACCGAAGCGGCCUUGCCUGGAGUCCCGGCAGCAGCAAACGCAGCGGCGCCGGUGCCGGUUCCAUCUCCUGCCCCAGCUACUCCUCUGGCCCCCGCGCCAGUGCCCGUAUUUGAGAAACAAGGGGAGAAGGAAAAGGAAGAUAAACAGACGUUCCAGGUCACAGAUUGUCGAAGCCUCGUGAAGACUUUGGUCUGUGGCGUCAAGACCAUCACGUGGGGCAUCACAUCGUGCAAAGCUCCUGGUGAAGCACAGUUCAUUCCUAAUAAGCAGUUGCAACCUAAAGAGACUCAAAUCUAUAUAAAACUAGUAAAAUAUGCAAUGCAAGCCUUGGAUAUUUAUCAGGUCCAAAUAGCAGGAAAUGGACAAACGUAUGUUCGAGUAGCAAAUUGUCAGACAGUCAGAAUGAAGGAGGAAAAGGAAGUUCUGGAACAUUUUGCUGGUGUAUUUACUAUGAUGAACCCUUUAACAUUUAAAGAAAUCUUUCAAACUACUGUUCCGUAUAUGGUGGAGAGGAUCUCAAAAAACUAUGCUCUUCAGAUUGUUGCCAAUUCCUUCUUGGCAAACCCUACAACCUCUGCCCUCUUUGCAACGAUUUUGGUGGAAUACCUUCUAGAUCGGCUGCCAGAAAUGGGCUCUAAUGUGGAACUCUCCAAUCUGUAUCUCAAGCUGUUCAAGUUGGUCUUUGGCUCAGUUUCACUAUUUGCAGCUGAAAAUGAACAAAUGCUGAAGCCACAUUUACACAAGAUUGUGAACAGUUCUAUGGAACUUGCACAGACUGCCAAAGAGCCCUAUAACUAUUUCCUGCUGCUCAGAGCGCUGUUCAGGUCUAUUGGAGGAGGCAGUCAUGACCUUUUGUAUCAAGAAUUCUUGCCGUUGUUACCAAACUUAUUGCAAGGACUUAACAUGUUGCAAAGUGGCCUGCAUAAGCAACACAUGAAAGAUCUGUUUGUGGAGCUGUGUCUCACUGUGCCGGUUCGUCUGAGCUCGUUGCUCCCCUAUCUGCCCAUGUUGAUGGAUCCGUUGGUGUCAGCUCUCAAUGGAUCCCAGACCUUGGUCAGCCAAGGUUUAAGAACUCUGGAAUUAUGCGUGGAUAACCUGCAACCAGACUUCCUCUAUGAUCAUAUUCAGCCAGUUCGAGCUGAGCUUAUGCAGGCUUUGUGGCGAACGUUGCGCAACCCUGCAGACAGCAUUUCUCACGUGGCUUAUCGUGUACUUGGUAAAUUUGGUGGAAGUAACAGGAAAAUGUUAAAGGAAUCGCAGAAACUGCAAUAUGUAGUCACCGAAAUUCAAGGACCCAGCAUUACAAUAGAGUUUUCAGACUGUAAAGCAUCUAUUCAGCUCCCAAUGGAAAAGGCAAUUGAGACUGCUCUGGACUGUUUGAAGAGUGCUAACACUGAACCAUAUUAUCGAAGGCAGGCUUGGGAAGUAAUUAAAUGCUUCUUAGUAGCUAUGAUGAGCCUGGAUGAUAAUAAACAUGCCUUAUACCAACUUCUAGCACAUCCCAACUUCACUGAGAAGUCCAUACCCAGUGUAAUUAUUUCCCACCGGUACAAAGCCCAAGACACUCCAGCUCGUAAGACGUUUGAGCAGGCGCUGACGGGGGCCUUCAUGUCGGCGGUCAUCAAGGACCUGCGGCCGAGCGCGCUGCCUUUCGUGGCCAGCCUCAUCCGCCACUACACCAUGGUGGCCGUAGCGCAGCAGUGCGGUCCUUUCUUGCUGCAGUGCUAUCAGGUUGGAAGCCAGCCUAGCACAGCCAUGUUUCAUAGUGAAGAAAAUGGGUCGAAAGGCAUGGAUCCCUUGGUGCUUAUUGAUGCCAUCGCGAUCUGCAUGGCCUAUGAGGAGAAGGAACUCUGCAAAAUAGGAGAGGUGGCUCUCGCGGUGAUAUUCGAUGUCGCAAGCAUUAUCUUGGGUUCAAAGGAAAGGGCUUGUCAGCUACCUUUGUUCUCGUACAUCGUGGAGCGCUUAUGUGCUUGCUGCUAUGAGCAGGCUUGGUAUGCUAAACUAGGAGGUGUGGUGUCCAUUAAAUUCCUCAUGGAACGGCUGCCCCUGAUUUGGGUCCUCCAGAACCAGCAGACUUUCCUGAAGGCACUUCUCUUUGUUAUGAUGGAUCUAACUGGAGAGGUUUCCAAUGGAGCAGUUGCUAUGGCAAAGACAACAUUAGAACAGCUUUUGAUUCGAUGUGCAACUCCCUUAAAAGAUGAAGAAAAAACAGAAGAAAUCUUAGCAGCACAAGAGAAGUCUUUCCAUCAUGUGACCCACGACCUGGUUCGAGAAGUGACAUCUCCAAACUCUACUGUGAGGAAACAGGCCAUGCAUUCGCUGCAGGUGCUUGCACAGGUCACUGGAAAAAGUGUCACUGUGAUUAUGGAGCCACAUAAAGAGGUCCUUCAAGACAUGGUUCCUCCUAAAAAGCACUUACUGAGGCAUCAACCUGCAAAUGCCCAGAUUGGGCUGAUGGAGGGGAAUACAUUUUGCACAACGUUGCAACCUCGACUCUUCACCAUGGAUCUGAAUGUUGUGGAACACAAAGUUUUCUACACAGAGUUGUUGAAUUUAUGUGAGGCUGAAGAUGCUGCCUUAAUGAAGCUCCCAUGUUACAAAAGUCUGCCAUCGCUCGUACCACUUCGGAUUGCAGCCUUAAAUGCCCUAGCUGCUUGCAAUUACUUGCCUCAGUCGAGAGAGAAAAUCAUUGCUGCACUCUUCAAGGCCCUCAACUCCACAAAUAACGAGCUGCAGGAGGCAGGAGAGGCAUGCAUGAGAAAGUUCUUGGAAGGAGCUACUAUAGAAGUAGAUCAAAUUCAUACACACAUGAGACCAUUGCUUAUGAUGCUGGGAGACUACCGAAGCCUGACGCUGAAUGUCGUGAAUCGCCUGACAUCUGUCACUCGGCUUUUUCCAAACUCUUUCAAUGAUAAAUUCUGUGAUCAGAUGAUGCAACACCUGCGUAAAUGGAUGGAAGUGGUAGUUAUUACACACAAAGGAGGACAACGGAGUGAUGGAAAUGAAAUGAAGAUUUGCUCAGCAAUCAUAAAUUUAUUUCAUCUGAUCCCAGCCGCUCCACAGACUUUGGUUAAACCUUUGCUGGAAGUUGUGAUGAAAACAGAGCGAGCAAUGUUGAUCGAGGCUGGCAGUCCAUUCAGAGAACCACUGAUAAAAUUUCUGACACGUCAUCCAUCCCAGACUGUUGAGCUGUUCAUGAUGGAAGCCACUUUAAAUGAUCCACAGUGGAGCAGAAUGUUUAUGAGUUUCUUAAAACAUAAAGAUGCCAAACCUUUACGAGAUGUACUGGCAGCUAAUCCAAACAGAUUUAUCACUCUACUGUUACCUGUUGGUACCCAAGCAGCUGUUAGACCUGGUUCUCCAAGCACUACUACAAUGCGUCUUGAUCUUCAGUUUCAGGCUAUCAAGAUCAUAAGUAUUAUUGUUAAGAAUGAUGAAUGUUGGCUGGCAAAUCAGCAUUCCUUGGUGAAUCAAUUGAAACGUGUAUGGGUGAGCGAAGCUUUUCAGGAGAGGCAUCGUAAGGAGAAUAUGGCUGCAACAAACUGGAAAGAACCUAAGCUGUUGGCAUAUUGUUUAUUGAAUUACUGCAAAAGGAAUUAUGGCGAUAUAGAGUUGCUUUUCCAGUUGCUUCGAGCUUUUACGGGUCGUUUUCUCUGCAAUAUGACUUUUCUGAAGGAAUACAUGGAAGAAGAGAUUCCCAAAAACUACAGCAUAUCUCAAAAACGGGCUUUGUUCUUCCGGUUUGUGGACUUCAAUGACCCAAACUUUGGAGAUGAGCUCAAAGCCAAGGUGCUGCAGCAUGUCCUCAAUCCUGCUUUCUUGCACAGUUUUGAAAAGGGAGAAGGUGAACAGCUUUUGGGACCCCCAAACCCAGAAGGAGAUAAUCCAGAAAGCAUCACUAGUGUUUUUAUAACGAAGGUCCUUGAUCCAGAGAAGCAGGCAGACAUGCUGGAUUCCCUCAGGAUAUAUCUCCUGCAGUUUGCCACGCUCCUGGUUGAGCAUGCCCCACAUCACAUCCACGACAACAACAAGAACCGCAACAGCAAACUGCGCCGCCUCAUGACUUUCGCGUGGCCCUGCCUCCUGUCAAAGGCGUGUGUGGACCCAGCCUGCAAAUACAGUGGCCAUUUGCUCCUAGCACACAUCAUUGCAAAAUUUGCCAUACAUAAGAAGAUAGUGCUGCAGGUUUUUCACAGUCUUCUAAAAGCUCAUGCCAUGGAGGCUCGUGCCAUCGUCAGGCAAGCAAUGGCUAUUCUGACUCCAGCUGUGCCUGCCCGAAUGGAGGAUGGACAUCAGAUGCUGACUCACUGGACACGAAAAAUCAUUGUAGAAGAGGGUCACACAGUUCCACAAUUAGUACACAUUUUGCACUUGAUAGUACAACAUUUCAAGGUUUAUUAUCCAGUGAGACAUCACUUGGUUCAGCAUAUGGUUAGUGCCAUGCAGAGACUGGGCUUCACUCCCAGUGUUACCAUUGAGCAAAGAAAAUUAGCUGUGGAUCUUGCCGAAGUAGUUAUUAAAUGGGAAUUGCAAAGAAUUAAAGACCAGCAGCCAGAUUCAGAUAUGGAUCCAAGCGCCAGUGGAGAAGGAGGAAGUUCUACCUCGUCAGCUGUUAAAAGAGGAUUGUCUGUUGAUUCUGGCCAAGAAGUGAAACGAUUCAGGACAGCUACUGGAGCAAUAAGUGCUGUAUUUGGACGUAGCCAGUCACUGCCAGGAGCUGAUGCUCUGCUUUCCAAGCCCAUUGACAAGCAGCACACGGAUACAGUGGUCAACUUCCUGAUUCGGAUUGCCUGCCAGGUAAAUGACAAUUCAGUCACGGCUGGAUCUCCUGGGGAGUUGUUGUCUCGACGUUGUGUCAACCUCUUGAAAACAGCUUUACGACCAGACAUGUGGCCAAAAUCAGAACUCAAACUGCAGUGGUUUGAUAAGCUGCUAAUGACUGUGGAACAGCCCAACCAGGCCAACUUUGCCAACAUUUGCACUGGCUUAGAGGUGCUGAGUUUUCUGUUAACCAUCCUGCAGCCCCCUGCAAUACUCAGCAGCUUCAAACCCCUGCAACGAGGUGUAGCAGCUUGCAUGACUUGUGGAAACACCAAGGUUUUAAGAGCAGUGCAUAGUUUGCUUUCUCGCUUAAUGGGUAUUUUUCCUACAGAACCAAGUACCUCAAGUGUUGCUUCAAAGUAUGAAGAGCUCGAGUGCCUUUAUGCUGCAGUCGGAAAGGUUAUUUAUGAAGGACUUACUAAUUAUGAAAAAGCCACUAAUGCUAACCCUUCCCAGCUCUUUGGUACUUUAAUGAUUCUCAAGUCUGCGUGCAGUAACAACCCCAGCUACAUUGACAGAUUGAUUUCUGUUUUUAUGCGGUCCCUGCAGAAGAUGGUCAGGGAACACUUAAAUCCCCAGGCUACAGCAGGAACAGCCGAAGCAAAUACAGCAGGUACAAGUGAACUCGUAAUGCUGAGCUUGGAUCUUGUGAAAACUCGCCUAGCUGUGAUGAGCAUGGAAAUGAGGAAAAAUUUUAUACAAGCCAUUCUAACGUCUCUCAUUGAGAAAUCUACUGAUGCCAAAAUUCUUCGCGCGGUAGUAAAAAUAGUGGAGGAGUGGGUGAAAAACAAUUCCCCAAUGGCAGCUAAUCAGACACCUACUUUACGAGAGAAGUCUAUUUUACUAGUGAAAAUGAUGACUUACAUUGAAAAGCGUUUUCCAGAAGACCUUGAAUUAAAUGCCCAGUUCUUAGACCUUGUUAACUAUGUCUAUAGGGAUGAAAAUCUUUCUGGUAGUGAACUUACUGCAAAACUUGAGCCUGCGUUUCUUUCGGGCCUGCGUUGUGCUCAGCCACUCAUACGAGCCAAAUUUUUUGAGGUCUUUGACAAUUCUAUGAAACGUCGAGUUUAUGAGCGCCUACUUUAUGUGACCUGUUCUCAAAACUGGGAAGCGAUGGGAAAUCACUUUUGGAUCAAACAGUGCAUCGAGCUCCUGUUGGCAGUGUGUGAGAGAAAUACCACCAUUGGGACAAGUUGUCAGGGUGCUAUGCUGCCUUCUAUCACCAACGUCAUCAACCUUGCUGACAGUCACGAUAGAGCAGCGUUUGCUAUGGUCACCCAUGUCAAGCAGGAGCCUCGAGAAAGGGAGAACAGUGAAUCCAAAGAAGAGGAUGUUGAAAUUGACAUUGAGCUGGCUCCAGGGGACCAGACAAGCACCCCGAAAACUAAGGAGCUCUCCGAGAAGGAUAUUGGCAACCAGCUGCACAUGCUGACCAACCGACACGACAAAUUUCUUGAUUCCCUUCGAGAAGUGAAGACUGGAGCAUUGCUGAGUGCCUUUGUUCAAUUAUGUCAUAUUUCUACACCGUUAGCAGAGAAGACUUGGAUCCAGCUUUUUUCACGAUUAUGGAAAAUCUUGUCUGACAGACAGCAACAUGCUCUAGCAGGUGAAAUCAGUCCUUUCCUGUGCAGUGGCAGUCAUCAAGUGCAGCGGGACUGCCAGCCAAGUGCCCUGAACUGCUUUGUGGAAGCGAUGUCGCAGUGUGUUCCUCCCAUUCCCAUCAGACCCUGUGUCCUGAAGUACUUGGGCAAAACUCACAAUCUCUGGUUCCGUUCGACACUGAUGCUCGAACAUCAAGCGUUCGAAAAAGGACUGAGCCUACAAAUCAAGCCUAAACAGACAACAGAGUUUUACGAGCAGGAAAGCAUAACUCCUCCUCAGCAGGAAAUACUGGAUUCCCUUGCUGAGCUCUACUCCUUGUUACAAGAGGAGGACAUGUGGGCUGGACUGUGGCAGAAACGCUGCAAAUUCCCGGAGACAGCGACAGCUAUUGCCUAUGAACAGCAUGGCUUCUUUGAACAGGCACAAGAAAGUUAUGAAAAAGCAAUGGAGAAGGCUAAAAAAGAACAUGAACGGAACAAUGCUUCCCCUUCCAUCUUUCCUGAGUAUCAGCUCUGGGAAGACCAUUGGAUUCGUUGCUCAAAAGAACUGAACCAGUGGGAACCUUUGACAGAGUACGGCCAAUCAAAAGGACAUAUAAAUCCCUACUUAGUACUGGAAUGUGCGUGGAGAGUAUCUAACUGGACUGCUAUGAAGGAAGCUCUGGUGCAGGUGGAGCUGAGUUGUCCGAAGGAGAUGGCUUGGAAAGUGAACAUGUACCGAGGAUAUUUAGCGAUCUGCCAUCCCGAGGAGCAGCAGCUGAACUUCAUUGAGCGCCUGGUGGAGAUGGCGAGCAGCCUGGCCAUUCGGGAGUGGCGACGGCUUCCGCACGUCGUGUCGCACGUUCAUACUCCCCUCCUGCAGGCAGCACAACAAAUAAUUGAACUUCAGGAAGCAGCCCAAAUAAAUGCAGGAUUACAGCCAACUAAUCUAGGGAGGAACAACAGCCUCCAUGAUAUGAAGACUGUCGUAAAAACCUGGAGGAACAGGUUACCUAUUGUGUCAGAUGACUUAUCCCAUUGGAGCAGCAUUUUCAUGUGGAGACAACAUCAUUACCAGGGUAAAACUGCCUGGUCCAGCAUGCAUUCAUCAUCCAUUGUAACUGCCUAUGAGAACAGUUCUCAGCACGAUCCCAGCUCCAAUAACGCCAUGCUGGGGGUUCACGCCUCUGCAUCAGCAAUUAUCCAGUACGGGAAGAUAGCGCGAAAGCAGGGGCUGGUCAACGUAGCCCUGGAUAUACUGAGCCGCAUUCACACCAUCCCGACUGUGCCCAUCGUGGAUUGCUUCCAGAAAAUUCGCCAGCAAGUCAAAUGUUACCUUCAGCUGGCAGGAGUCAUGGGCAAAAAUGAAUGUAUGCAGGGUCUUGAAGUUAUUGAAUCAACGAAUCUGAAGUACUUCACCAAGGAGAUGACUGCUGAGUUCUAUGCAUUGAAGGGAAUGUUCUUGGCACAGAUUAACAAGUCUGAAGAAGCAAACAAAGCUUUUUCUGCAGCUGUGCAGAUGCAUGAUGUGCUAGUGAAAGCCUGGGCCAUGUGGGGAGAUUACUUGGAGAAUAUCUUUGUGAAAGAGCGUCAGCUCCACCUGGGUGUAUCUGCUAUUACUUGCUACCUGCAUGCAUGUCGUCAUCAGAAUGAGAGCAAAUCAAGAAAAUACUUAGCAAAGGUUCUGUGGCUCCUGAGCUUUGACGAUGAUAAGAACACCCUAGCAGAUGCAGUGGACAAGUACUGCAUCGGUGUCCCGCCGAUCCAGUGGCUGGCCUGGAUUCCCCAGCUGUUGACGUGCCUGGUUGGCUCCGAGGGCAAACUUCUGCUCAACCUCAUUAGUCAGGUGGGAAGAGUAUAUCCCCAGGCUGUCUACUUCCCUAUCAGGACCCUUUAUUUGACCUUGAAGAUAGAACAACGAGAGCGCUACAAAAGCGAUUCUGGGCAACAACAGCCAAGUUCUGUUGGAAAUCAGUCCCAUUCCGCUUCCGACCCUGGGCCAAUCCGAGCCACGGCCCCAAUGUGGCGGUGCAGCCGAAUUAUGCACAUGCAGCGGGAGCUGCAUCCAACGCUCCUGUCUUCUCUGGAAGGCAUUGUAGAUCAGAUGGUCUGGUUCAGAGAAAAUUGGCACGAAGAGGUUCUUAGACAACUGCAGCAGGGCUUGGCGAAGUGCUAUUCAGUUGCCUUUGAGAAAAGCGGAGCAGUUUCGGAUGCCAAAAUCACUCCUCAUACGCUGAAUUUUGUCAAGAAGUUAGUGAGCACUUUUGGAGUAGGUCUUGAGAAUGUGUCUAACGUGUCCACGAUGUUUUCGAGUGCAGCCUCAGAAUCACUAGCCAGGAGAGCACAGGCGACAGCUCAAGACCCUGUGUUUCAGAAAUUAAAAGGACAAUUUACAACAGACUUUGACUUCAGUGUACCAGGUUCUAUGAAACUUCACAAUCUUAUCUCUAAACUGAAGAAAUGGAUCAAAAUUCUGGAGGCAAAAACUAAACAGCUUCCAAAAUUCUUCCUCAUAGAGGAAAAGUGUCGUUUUCUAAGUAAUUUUUCAGCUCAAACUGCAGAAGUAGAGAUACCUGGAGAAUUCCUUAUGCCAAAGCCAACACAUUAUUACAUCAAGAUAGCAAGGUUUAUGCCCAGAGUGGAGAUAGUUCAGAAGCACAACACUGCAGCCAGAAGACUCUAUAUCCGAGGCCAUAAUGGCAAGAUUUACCCGUAUCUGGUAAUGAACGACGCUUGCUUGACAGAGUCCCGGAGAGAGGAGCGGGUAUUGCAACUCCUUCGCCUUCUGAAUCCCUGCUUAGAGAAAAGGAAGGAAACUACAAAAAGACACUUGUUUUUUACAGUCCCUCGUGUUGUAGCAGUUUCUCCACAGAUGCGUUUGGUGGAAGACAAUCCCUCUUCUCUUUCACUGGUGGAGAUCUAUAAGCAACGCUGUGCCAAGAAGGGCAUUGAGCAUGACAACCCUAUUUCUCGUUACUAUGACAGGCUGGCAACGGUCCAAGCACGGGGAACUCAAGCUAGUCAUCAGGUUCUUCGAGAUAUACUUAAGGAAGUACAGAGUAACAUGGUGCCACGCAGUAUGCUUAAGGAGUGGGCUUUGCAUACAUUCCCAAAUGCCACAGAUUACUGGACAUUUAGAAAGAUGUUUACUAUUCAGUUAGCCUUGAUUGGCUUUGCAGAAUUCAUCUUUCAUUUAAAUAGACUCAACCCUGAAAUGUUGCAGAUUGCCCAGGAUACUGGCAAGCUAAAUGUAGCUUACUUCCGUUUUGACAUUAAUGAUGCUACUGGUGACUUGGAUGCCAAUCGUCCAGUUCCAUUCCGGCUCACACCAAACAUUUCUGAAUUUCUUACCACCAUUGGGGUAUCUGGUCCACUGACUGCAUCAAUGAUUGCAGUAGCUCGCUGCUUUGCACAGCCGAACUUCAAGGUUGAUGGCAUCCUAAAAACUGUGCUGCGGGAUGAAAUAAUUGCUUGGCACAAAAAAACACAAGAGGAUACUUCCUCUCCACUCUCAGCAGCUGGGCAACCCGAAAAUAUGGACAGCCAGCAGCUGGUUUCACUAGUUCAGAAAGCUGUUACUGCUAUCAUGACUCGACUUCAUAAUCUUGCUCAGUUUGAAGGAGGAGAAAGCAAAGUCAAUACUCUUGUGGCAGCUGCAAAUAGCUUGGAUAAUCUCUGUCGUAUGGAUCCUGCCUGGCACCCCUGGCUGUAACUUGAAAUGUUCAAUGGCUUCUUUUGCUGCUGUUUGUGCUGUGAGCCAUGUAUUGUGUUGAGAAAAUGUGAAGAAAUCUUUUCAAACCAUGGCUUACCUGUCACACUAUAUUUUGUCACUCUUCAUUUUAAUCGUGUUUACAGGAAUAUAACAGUUCUACUUUUUAAAAUUAAUCUCAUGAGGGGUUAUCUCAUGUUUCAGAAAAGGUUGUUUAAUAUGCAACAACAGCUUCACAAAUAGCUUAAAAUGAAGGGAGGAGAAUUAAAUAAUGUACAGAAAAAUCUUAUUUUAUGAUGGGAACUAUAAAACUAACUGCUACAGUUAGGAUUCGCCAUUCCUAAUAAUCUACAGUAUAUAAAGUUUUUAUACGAUUAUGAUAAUUAUAUU